Molecule: messenger RNA, 1383 nt
Organism: Penicillium salamii
Lineage: Eukaryota; Fungi; Ascomycota; Eurotiomycetes; Eurotiales; Aspergillaceae
Source: the annotation of a GenBank genome assembly
AUGCGGGAAACAAACCAGAACUCGGAUUCUACAACACCUCUGCUAUCUGAGUCGCAACAUCCAAUCCAUACUACUUAUCAGAGCUUUGGAGAAGACGAAAGUCACACCGUCGAGGAUGGUCACCUUAUUUUGGAGCGUCAGCCAGAGAAGUGGAAUAAGCCUCGGGUCAACCUCUGGCGCGUUCUGGCUACCUUCUACAGCUUCAUCGUGGUCGGAGCAAACGAUGGCGCCUAUGGGGCCAUGAUCCACUAUUUAGGCAAAUACUACAACGCAGACUACACAACAGUCUCAGUGGUAUUCCUGUCACCAUUCAUCGGGUAUGCGGCCGCUGCAUUGGAGAAUCAUUGGAUCCACGAGCGAUUCGGACAACGUGGCAUUGCAAUUAUAGGCACUGGAAUGCACACAAUUUCAUAUCUUGCUGCCACGCAACAUCCACCAUACCCUGUCCUUAUUGGUAUAUUCAUCUUAUCCGGCCUUGGAAACGGAAUCGUCGAUGCGUCGUGGAACGCGUGGAUUGGUGCUAUGGACAAUAGUAGCCAGCUAAUGGGGAUUUUGCAUGCAUUCUAUGGACUUGGGGCCGCUCUGGCACCUUUGACUGCCACCUAUGUCAUCGUCAGCAGAGGUUGGAUGUGGUAUGAAUUUUACUACCUCAUGGCCCUUGCAUCUGCGCUUGAAUUCGCAACUUCGGUCACAGCAUUCUGGUCAGCGACAGGGUCAGUACCGAAUACCCAGCAGCCUGACCCUCAUGAAGACGACAGUGAGUCGCCCGAUACUCCAGACACCCCCGAAGUCAAGAGGAACCCGACAUUGGAGUCGUUGGGAUUACCCUCAACAUGGAUUAUAAGUCUCUUCCUCUUGGUUUACGUCGGAGUCGAAGUCACGAUGGGUGGAUGGAUUUUCACCUUCCUCGUCGACCUCCGCAAUACACCACCAGCCGUGGCAGGAGUGGUAACCUUCACCUACUGGGCAGGACUGACUGUUGGUCGCGUCUGCUUUGGUUUCCUCACACCCUACUUCCACAGACAGAGACUGGCAGUUCUUGUCUACUUGGGAGCAUGUAUCUCCUUACAUAUUACCUUCUGCUUCGUCGAGGAUCUCCGUCUUUCGGCCAUCACCGUGACCCUCCUUGGAUUUUUCCUUAGCCCGCUUUACCCGGAGGCGGUUAUUGCUCAAGCACAGCUUUUGCCAAAAUAUCUCCAUGUUGCAGCCGUUGGCUUUGCUUGCGCGUUAGGAAGCGCCGGGGGUUGCCUUUUCCCUUUUAUUACUGGGGCGACUGCGGAGAUAUUUGGGAUCGAGGUCCUUCAACCCGCUGUACUUGCAAUGCUUUUGGUUUGUCUGGCUUUGUGGCUUUCGCUACCCACGCAACGCCCGGGUGGCCAGUGA